AACACUCGCUCAGCAAUACCGUCUUAGCGUAAGCUGCAUCCUCAAACUAACGGCUCCGCCCUCAUAGAUUUGCCAUUUUCAAUGCUCUUCUCUCAGCUGGAACUACCUAUCGUUUACCUUCCUUUUAGUUCGAUGCUUAACCCCUUUCGCUUGCAAGCUUCCAGUCUUAUGGUUGAGUGCACACAGACACAGCCGAAACUGAGCACAAAUCUGAUUCCAUCUUCCUUGAGGAACAAUUCCCCGUCCCUUUGCUUUUCUGUUUCAUUCAAUGGGCGAGACUUAAAUGGGGCAUGCUACCGUAGCAUUAGUCUAGGAGAGAUAUCUAUUAGAUGCCGGGCAAAAUGGAACGCCACUGGUUUCUCUGAGGAGCAAUUUUCCACUGUAGAGCUUCCAGAAGACGACUGCAAGGAUGAUAAAGAAUUACAAAGAAGAAAAAAGGUUGGACAUGGGAACAAAGGAAAAGUGCCAUGGAACAAAGGCAUAACACACAGUGCAGAGACACGUGAAAAAAUCAGUCUGAGAACCAGAGAAGCACUUUCUGACCCCAAGAUUAGGAAGAAGAUGUCAGAAUGCCCUCGAUCUCUUAGCAAGCAGACAAAGAUGAGAAUAGGCACAUCACAAAGAAAGCUGUGGGGUGAACGGUUGAAAUGGAUAAGGUCGAGGGAGAAAUUCUUGCAAUCCUGGGCUGAAAGCAUUGCAGACGCUGCUAAAAAGGGAGGUGGUGACCAAGGGGAACUAGAAUGGGAUAGCUAUGACAAGAUUAAAAGAGAAAUAUAUCUUCAACAGAUCCAACGGUCUGCAGAAAAAGCAAAGGCAAAAGAGCAGGCACGUUUACGGGCUGAAAGAGCAGCACAGGCAAAAAUAGAAAAGAUGGCAAGGCUUGCUCAAAGAAAAAAAGAGAGGGAAGAGAGAGCAGAAAUUAGAGAAGAAAUAAAGAGAAGGAGAAGAAGGGCAAAGCAAGAGAGAGAAGAGUUGGCCAUUGCUCGGGAAUCAAAACUCAAAGCAAGACUGAUGAAGAUCCAGAAGAAGAAAUCUAUAACAAGUCAUGUUAGCCACCAGCAUGAACGAGCUUGGGAGAAACUCGAUAUAGAGUUCAUGCAGAGAGAAAAUAUCAAAAAAGAAGUUUCACUUGAAGAUCAGCUUCUUCUUGCAAAAAAGAAAAGAUCAGAAAGCUUGAAUGUGAAUGUUCUGACGGUUUUACCCUCUCGUUCUGCGGAAAGAUCACCAAGUGUCAAUUCAGUUCCAGAACAGUUUGUUCACAUUGGAAUGCAGAUUUAAUAGAGGACAAGGUAAUCAUCAGUUAUCCGUUUUUGAGAAGCCAACAUUCAGGCAUUGCGGUUACAAACUCACAACCAUGUUAUUAAAUCUCCACAAUCAUGUAGCUCAAGUUCCUGUUUAGAAACUGUGUUUGCUCUCUUUUUUAGGUUUCUAAUAAAAUUUCUUUUCUUAUUCUGA
Ipomoea triloba (trilobed morning glory) is the source of this 1455-nucleotide messenger RNA. Its product is annotated as golgin subfamily A member 6-like protein 22. The transcript has 6 exons. Gene Ontology annotation, molecular function: DNA binding. Bases 82 to 1278 code for a protein of 398 amino acids. NCBI's taxonomy places the organism in Eukaryota, Viridiplantae, Streptophyta, Magnoliopsida, Solanales, Convolvulaceae. The record is from RefSeq and is a predicted model, not a curated record.